GAAGGUCUGAGAGCAAAAUCAGGAAUCUUUAGCAAACAACUCUGCAUUUACAUAACAAACUGUUGCUCUCACUACGAAAAACCCAUAGGCAGGAACCAUGCCAUGUUUACUUCCUUGUCUUUCUCAAAAGGAUUUUCCUAGCUUUAGCCAUGAAGAUAAUUUGGAGUGACCUCAUCCAGAGAAUAAUUUUCAUUUCACUUAUUGGACUUGGAGCUUUAGGAAACAUCAUCUUAUUUGUGAGACAUAUGUAUACUUUCAUCAUGGGUCCUGAGAACAAAAAUAUAGAUGUUAUUCUCAUCCACUUGGCUUUCGUAAACACAAUCAUUAUUUAUUGCAUAGGGGUCAGAAAUAUAGUCACAAUUUUUUAUAUCAGAAACUUCCUAGGUGAUGUUGGUUGUAAAACUAUAGUUUAUCUGGAAAGGGUUGCUCGUGGCCUCUCCAUCUGCUCCACCUGUCUUCUCAGCGUGGUCCAGGCUGGCACCAUCAGUCCCAGAACCACCCUUUGGAGAAAGCUCAAACCACAGGCAGCACAGCAAGUUCUUGCCUUUCUCCUCCUCUUUUGGAUCCUUAAUUCCCUGAUAAGCUCCAACUUGCUGCACUAUAUCACAGCAGGCAGUAGCAUGAACAGGUCUGAAGUUGGGAUGUUUACUGGGUAUUGCUAUAUGCUGCCAUCCAGGCACACAGUUAAGUGGCUGUUUCUCAUUUUCAUGGCUCUUCAUGAUGUAGUUUUCCAGGGUUUGAUGGGUUGGAGCAGUGGGUCUAUGGCUCUCCAUCUGUACAAACAUUACAAGCAUGUCCUCUACCUUCACAGCUCUAGGUCUGCAAAAAGUUCUAGGCCAGAAAUCCGAGCUACCCAGAGGGUUCUAACUCUUAUGACCUGUUUCCUUAUCUUUUAUUUAGCAGAUUUCAUUUUCUCCUUGUACACAGGUUCCACGGUAACAAAUGAUUUCACAAUACCAAAUAUGAAAGCACUGUUAGUACUUAGCUAUGCUGGUCUCAGCCCCUUUGUCCUGAUUAUCUGGGAUGUCCAUAUUCCUAAGACCUGCUGUGUCCCCUGA
This is a messenger RNA of Arvicanthis niloticus (Nile rat), 1058 nucleotides long. Its product is annotated as putative vomeronasal receptor-like protein 4. Gene Ontology annotation, cellular component: membrane. Gene Ontology annotation, biological process: G protein-coupled receptor signaling pathway. NCBI's taxonomy places the organism in Eukaryota, Metazoa, Chordata, Mammalia, Rodentia, Muridae. Gene Ontology annotation, molecular function: pheromone receptor activity. The record is from RefSeq and is a predicted model, not a curated record.